Messenger RNA from Hyla sarda, 2060 nucleotides. It is a transcript of the gene TOB1, whose product is annotated as transducer of ERBB2, 1. Gene Ontology annotation, biological process: regulation of gene expression. The coding region runs from base 239 to 1201 and encodes 320 amino acids. The record is from RefSeq and is a predicted model, not a curated record. Lineage: Eukaryota; Metazoa; Chordata; Amphibia; Anura; Hylidae. Gene Ontology annotation, molecular function: transcription corepressor activity. The transcript is spliced from 2 exons. Gene Ontology annotation, cellular component: nucleus; cytoplasm.
UUGGUAGGAAUCCUGCUUCGUCCCCGCCCCCUGCCCUUAGAAUGGCGGAGACUCCGUAUAAAUAAUCUACCUGACAGGAGACGGGCUGAAGUCAAGUACGUCGGUGUGUGAGGGGCAGUAUCCUGGCCGCGGAGCCCCGGUCGGCGGUGUCAGCUCGGAGAAACCAAAGGAUUUCAUUGUUGCUUCCUCUCUUCCAUUUUUGCCACCAUCUCUGCCGGUAUUAAAGCGCAAGACAGAUAUGCAGCUUGAAAUCCAGGUAGCACUGAAUUUUAUCAUAUCUUAUCUGUAUAACAAGCUGCCCCGGAGACGUGUUAACAUUUUUGGUGAAGAACUUGAAAGACUCCUGAAGAAGAAAUAUGAAGGCCACUGGUAUCCGGACAAACCUUACAAGGGUUCGGGCUACCGGUGCAUCCAUGUCGGGGAGAAGGUGGAGCCUGUCAUACAGCAAGCGGCCAACGAGAGUGGACUGGAUAUAGAAGACAUCCGCAGGAACCUUCCUCAGGACCUUAACGUGUGGAUUGAUCCCUCAGAAGUUUCCUACCAGAUCGGGGAGAAAGGACAGGUCAAAGUUCUCUACGUUGAUGACGCAAAUGAGAAUGGAGCAGAGCUGGAUAAGGAGAUUAAGAACAGUUUUAACCCUGAGGCACAGGCCUUUAUGCCAAUCACUGACCAGGCAUCUCCAGUCUCCAGCUCUCCGUCACCUCCUUUUGGUGACUCUGCUACUGUAAGCCCAACCUUCAUGCCCAGAUCGGCUCAGCCUUUAACCUUUACGACUGCCACUUUUGCUGCCACCAAGUUCGGAUCUACUAAAAUGAAGACAAAUGCCCGUAACAAGCUGGCGCGGUCCUCCCCAACACAGUUUGGCUUUAAUGUCAAUAACUUGUUAAAGCAGAGUGCCAUGUCCUCAUCCAUGCACUCUGUGUACAGCCUUGGCCUUACCAACCUCCCUCAGAAAACCUCUGCCCUCUCCCCCAAUGCAAAGGAGUUUAUCUUCCCUGCCAUCCAAGAACAAGGAAGGUCCAGCCUAAGCUGCCCAGGAGACAGUGGGGUGAACCUCGGCCCGCUGCCGUACGCUAACACUUUGGACAUGUUUGCAGCGUAUGGGGGUCUCAAUGAGAAGUCCCUGGUGGAAGGAUUGAGUUUCAGCCUAAGUAAUGUGCAGUAUACUAACCAGCAAUUCCAGCCGGUCAUGGCUAACUAACCCGAAAUAGACCUGCUUCUAUAUCCAAAGUAUUGGACAAGCUGCAUGACCCCAAUGUGAUUUUUCUUUUUCCAUUUGCCCUCAGCUUGUAACCUUUGUACAUCCAAGGUUGGUUGCAGAAGCACAUAAAUGAUUUUCUUUUGUUUAUUUAAAGUUUUCGUUGUUAAGUGGAAACUUAACUCCGUCUUCACUACGUUUUUUUUUAAAGAAUUUUGCCUCUUACAGUAUUUAGAAGCUAAUUUUUUUAUAGGCUUUGAACUUUUUGUUUUUCUAAAUUGAAGCUAUUGGUAUGUAUAAGAUUAUGCAUACACGGCUCUGAAGAAAAUCUGCCCGGCCACUUGCCUGAAAGGUGGAUGCGGUGAAAAAGUGUUUAAAAAAAAAAAGUAAAAUAUAAAAUGAAAUAUAUUGUCUAUGUAUAAAGGGGAAUAUGUUUUUCCAGCUCUGUGUUUUAUAUAUAAAUAUAUUUACAUUACACAUUUCAAGAUUUUUACGGAUCUGUGAUUCCUUCAGCAGCUUUAUGUAGGUUUUUUUUUUCAUUUUAUUUUUUUAUUUCUGGAAUUGUAGUCUUUGAGACCAGUUAAAAAAGACAAAAAAAAAAAUGAUUCCUCGCUGUACCUUAUAAUAUAGAGGGAUACCUGUAAUUUCAGAGUUGUAUUUUCUGUUACAAAUUCAGAUUUUUGCUAUAUAAGAUGGAGAGAUGUAAUUGUAAUUUUUGUAUCUAAAUUGUGCAAUACUUGAUAAAAAAAGAAAUGUUAAAGUAUAUUAAGUCAGUGUCUUACAUGUUAAGAACUGAAAUAGUUUAUAUUUAGUUUGUAUUAAAAUUAUUUUAAAUUAAAGUAAUCUUCAUUUUGGUACUGAC